ACGAACAAGACAAUCGCCAUCUCCUAAAACGCGUCCCACCUCUGCUCUCUCUCUCUCUCUCUCUCUCUUCUUCUUCUUCUCUCUCUGUCUGCAGAGGAGCGCACAUUUCGUCGGCGAUCCUUCGAUUCUCCGACACCAAUCUCUGCAUCCGUCGCCCGGUUUUUUGUCUCGCCGGAGCUCGCUCGCUCGCACGCAUGAGACUCUGUCCGGAGAUCCAUGGCGCCUCGUCGUAGCUCGUUCCUCCUCGGGUUCUUGAGCCACGCAUUGCUCAGAUCUCUCCGCUUCCGCCGACAGGGCCGUGUCCUCCCGUCGAUGCCGAUCUAGCGAGCCCCGACCUCGUCCAAAUCGCGGACCUCCGACGAUUCAGUCUAUUCCUUCCUCCCUCCUACCCCUCCUCCUCCGCCUCCGCCUCCGGCGCCGCCGCCGCCGUCGUCCCUCCCCCUUCCUUCCCCGCAAUGAAGCCCAACAGCAGAUUCUUCACGAUCGGGCUCGUCACCUCGUGGUACUCGUCCAACAUCGGCGUCCUCCUGCUCAACAAGUACCUGCUGAGCAAUUACGGGUUCAAGUACCCCAUCUUCCUCACCAUGUGCCACAUGACCGCCUGCUCCUUGCUCAGCUACAUCGCCAUCGCGUGGAUGAAGAUGGUCCCGAUGCAGACCAUUCGAUCCCGGGUCCAGUUCCUCAAGAUCGCGACCCUCAGCCUCGUGUUCUGCGUGUCGGUCGUCCUCGGCAACGUGUCCCUCCGGUUCCUGCCCGUGUCCUUCAACCAGGCGAUCGGGGCCACCACGCCGUUCUUCACCGCGGUCUUCGCCUACCUCAUGACGCUGAAGAGGGAGGCUUGGCUCACGUACAUAACUCUGGUUCCUGUGGUUACCGGGGUUAUCAUCGCCAGUGGGGGUGAACCAAGUUUCCAUCUAUUUGGCUUUAUCAUGUGUGUGGCAGCUACUGCAGCACGGGCAUUGAAAUCUGUUCUGCAAGGGAUCCUCCUUUCUUCUGAAGGGGAGAAGCUGAAUUCUAUGAAUCUGUUAUUAUACAUGGCUCCCAUAGCUGUGGUGUUUCUCCUCCCCGCAACCCUUAUCAUGGAAGAAAAUGUGGUUGGCAUUACUCUAGCUUUGGCAAGAGAAGAUUUUAGGAUCAUUUGGUAUCUGCUUUUCAAUUCAUCACUCGCGUAUUUUGUCAACUUGACCAACUUUUUGGUCACAAAACAUACCAGUGCUCUGACUCUCCAGGUGCUGGGAAAUGCAAAAGGCGCUGUAGCAGUGGUGGUGUCAAUCUUGAUUUUCAGGAAUCCUGUCUCCGUCACAGGAAUGCUCGGCUACUCCUUAACCGUCAUAGGAGUUAUACUCUACAGUGAAGCCAAAAAGAGGAGCAAAUCGUAAUUAUUCAACGAAGAAUUAGCCUCAAAUUUGUUUUCCAGCACGGGCUAUUUAGUGGAGGCAAGUUGGGCUUGUGCUAGCGGCUGGUGAAGGUUUCGCCUAUCAUUCUAUUUUUUCCCCCCUGGAAGCCUGGAGAUGGUUUCCAAUGUGUUAGCAACACUUAGACAAGAAUUAGUCCAAAGUAGAAAAUUCAAUAAGUGAAUGAUUUGUCUCUUAUAUUUCCAGUUUUUGGGGUUGUGGAGAUACAUCAUUUUCUUUUAUAUUCUUUUAUAGAGGCUGUAGAAUUGUGUAUCAACACAACCAAUCUGUUAUUGACGUUUCUUACAGUGAUUAAUUAAUGAAAGGAGCUUAUGAUUUUAA
Messenger RNA from Syzygium oleosum, 1736 nucleotides. RefSeq names its product probable sugar phosphate/phosphate translocator At3g11320. Gene Ontology annotation, molecular function: antiporter activity. The transcript is spliced from 4 exons. Bases 456 to 1379 code for a protein of 307 amino acids. The record is from RefSeq and is a predicted model, not a curated record. Lineage: Eukaryota; Viridiplantae; Streptophyta; Magnoliopsida; Myrtales; Myrtaceae. Gene Ontology annotation, cellular component: Golgi apparatus.